UUCGCCGUUGCCUUGGCAGCAGUUGUUGAAGCGGAAGCCACGUCUGGACGUUUCAAAAUGGACAUACGAGAGAAAAAUUUGCUGGGCUGUGGAGAGAAUAUUGUUGAAAUGGACGACUUCGACGAGGAAGAUUUCGCUUUAUCAAAGUCAUCAGCGGCAGAUGCAGAGUUUGAUGCAGUUAUUGGCAACAUCGAGGAUAUUAUUAUGGAGGAGGACUUUCAGCGGUUACAGCAGAACUUCAUGGAGAAGUACUACCAGGAAUUUGACGACACAGAGGAGAAUAAGCUCGUCUAUACAUCCAUCUUCAAUGAAUAUAUUGACCUCCUGGAGAAACAUCUAGAACAACAGCUUGUGGAGAGAAUUCCCGGAUUCAGCAUGAGUGCCUUUACACAGUCUCUCAAGCAGCACAAAGAUGAAGUCUCAGGAGACAUAUUUGACAUGUUGCUGACUUUUACAGACUUCAUGGCCUUCAAAGAAAUGUUCAUCGAUUACAGAGCAGAGAGGGAAGGCCGAGGGCUGGACCUGAGUGACGGGCUGGUGGUGAGGUCUCUGAGCUCUGUGGCCCCUACACCAAUCCCUUCCACCGUGGCCGUGGGACCCAAGUGAGCCAGGAGACUCAUCUGAUCCUGACGCCUCCCCAAUCCCAGUGCCUCUCCGACACCUACGCCUCCCUGAUCCUCAAGGCAUCUCCGACAUCAACGCCUCCACAAUCCCAACGCCAUCCCAAUCCCAACGUCCCCCCGAAUCCUCAAAGCACCAACGCUUCCACAAUCCCAUCGCCUUCCCAAUCCCAACGUCUCCCCGAUCCUCAAAGUACCAAUGUCUCCUCAAUCCCAACACCUUCCCAAUCCCAACGUCUCCCCGAUCCCCAAAGUACCAACGUCUCCCUGAUCCUCAAGGCAUCUCAGACAUGAGCGCCUCCCCAAUCCCAACAUCUUCCCGGUCCUCAAGGCACCAACGCCCGCCCAAUCCCAGUGCCUCUCCGAAACCAAUGCCUCCCCAUCCCCAAUGCCACUCCGGUGCAUACUGAGCCUCCUCCGACCAGUAAGUGAUCCGAACGCUUCGCUAGCCCUCACACCCAGAGCCACACACCUCAGGAGGGUGCUGGUCUGCUGUGGCAGGUUCCAACCACUGUCAGAUGGGAAUGACUGCUGGUACAUAUGACGUGGACUUUCCUGACUAUGCCUGUGAGUUUGUAAGCUUUUGGCCUUUUGUUUCUCAAAUGUGGUCUUCAUAGACCGACUGUAAAAUCUGUGUGUCCAUAUGCGGUUUUAUGAAGAUGUACCUGAUCAUAACAUUUUGUUCCUGUAUUUUUUCAGCAUUAGAAAAACAGAGAAAGACUAAUAUUUAUAUGUUUAUGUUUUUUUUGUGUGUGUGCAGAUUCAGAGCGACGAGAGUGUGUGUGUGUGUGUGUGUAUGUGUGUGUGUUUGCUUGCCUGGCCCUAUUGUAAAGUAUGUGUGUAAAGUGACUUAUAGUUGUUAUAUGUUUCUGCAUAUACUCUAGUCUUGUUUCUUUUCACGUGUUUCUUCCAAAUGGCUCACUUACAGGCUUUAGACAAUAAGACAUUGGUGUUAUGUCAUGUGUGUGCUUGACGUAACUCCAUUGUGUUGUUAGUGAAUUUAUGAUUAUUUUUUGUUCACAGAAAGGGAAAUGUUUGCACUUUGUUCAGUGCAUGGCUGUAGAUGGAGCAAGUUUCCAUUUGAGAGGAGAACCCUCUCUAUCUUGUGUCUACUGCAAUUUUAAGGCUCUUUUAUUUGUACACCUUCAAACAAUACUUUUGUCCAUCUCGGUCCCUUAGUUCUUUACACUUCUAAAUGUAGUCCGUCAACUAUACAUCCAAACAACAUCCCACUUCCUGCUGUUGUCACUGAAGUCCCUGAAAUCGUCACUCCAUCAGAGAUGUAAUUUUUACAAAAUGGCUGUCUUUUACAUGUACAUAUUUGUUGGUCAGGCUUUGUAAAUAUGGAUGUGACUGGUGAGAAUAAAUGCAAACAUGGUUUAAAAUCAUUUUGUACUUUA
Sardina pilchardus (European sardine) is the source of this 2020-nucleotide messenger RNA. RefSeq names its product ADP-ribosylation factor-like 2 binding protein (gene arl2bp). The transcript has 7 exons. Bases 58 to 606 code for a protein of 182 amino acids. Gene Ontology annotation, biological process: maintenance of protein location in nucleus; positive regulation of tyrosine phosphorylation of STAT protein. The record is from RefSeq and is a predicted model, not a curated record. NCBI's taxonomy places the organism in Eukaryota, Metazoa, Chordata, Actinopteri, Clupeiformes, Clupeidae. Gene Ontology annotation, cellular component: mitochondrial intermembrane space.